Molecule: messenger RNA, 1282 nt
Organism: Mesitornis unicolor (brown roatelo)
Lineage: Eukaryota; Metazoa; Chordata; Aves; Mesitornithiformes; Mesitornithidae
Product: ephrin type-A receptor 7-like
Exons: 6
Biological process (GO): protein phosphorylation; axon guidance; cell surface receptor protein tyrosine kinase signaling pathway
Cellular component (GO): membrane; neuron projection
Molecular function (GO): protein binding; ATP binding; transmembrane-ephrin receptor activity
Source: RefSeq, a predicted model, not a curated record
AUGGCGAGGGAGCGGAGAAGGACCGGGCAGGCCGGCAGGGAGGCAGCCAAGGAGGUAAUAUUGCUGGACUCUAAAGCACAACAGACAGAGUUGGAAUGGAUUUCCUCACCUCCCAAUGGGUGGGAAGAAAUUAGUGGACUGGAUGAAAACUACACUCCUAUACGAACAUACCAGGUAUGCCAGGUGAUGGAAUCAAACCAAAACAACUGGCUUCGGACUAACUGGAUUGCAAAAAGCAAUGCACAAAGGAUUUUUGUAGAACUGAAAUUCACUCUGAGGGAUUGUAACAGUCUUCCUGGAGUUCUGGGGACUUGUAAAGAAACUUUUAACUUGUAUUAUUAUGAAACAGACUACGACACUGGCAGGAAUAUCCGAGAAAACCAAUAUGUAAAAAUAGACACUAUUGCAGCAGAUGAAAGUUUUACCCAGGGUGAUCUUGGGGAGAGAAAAAUGAAACUUAACACAGAGGUGAGAGAAAUUGGACCUUUGUCCAAAAAAGGAUUCUAUCUUGCAUUUCAGGAUGUAGGGGCCUGCAUUGCUUUGGUCUCUGUCAAAGUCUACUACAAGAAGUGCUGGUCCAUCAUUGAAAACUUAGCAAUUUUUCCUGAUACAGUGACUGGCUCAGAGUUUUCCUCUUUAGUUGAAGUACGAGGAACUUGUGUCAGCAGUGCAGAGGAGGAGGCAGAGAACUCGCCGAAGAUGCACUGCAGCGCAGAGGGGGAAUGGUUAGUGCCUAUUGGAAAAUGUAUCUGCAAAGCAGGAUACCAGCAAAAAGGAGACACGUGUGAACCUUGUGGCCGUGGGUUCUACAAAUCCUCCUCACAAGAUCUGCAGUGCUCCCGCUGCCCUACUCACAGCUUCUCUGACAAGGAAGGAUCUUCAAGAUGCGAUUGUGAAGAUAGCUAUUAUAGAGCACCUUCUGAUCCACCAUAUGUCGCAUGCACAAGACCUCCAUCUGCACCACAGAACCUCAUUUUCAAUAUCAACCAGACUACCGUGAGUUUGGAGUGGAGUCCUCCUGCUGACAAUGGGGGAAGAAAUGAUGUGACCUACCGUGUUUUGUGCAAGAGGUGCAGCUGGGAGCAGGGUGAAUGUGUUCCCUGUGGGAGUAACAUUGGAUAUAUGCCCCAGCAAACUGGAUUAGUAGAUAACUAUGUCACUGUCAUGGACCUGCUAGCUCAUGCUAACUACACGUUUGAAGUUGAAGCUGUGAAUGGGGUUUCUGACUUGAGCCGUUCCCAGAGGCUUUUUGCAGCUGUCAGUAUUACCACCGGUCAAGCAG